Podarcis lilfordi (Lilford's wall lizard) is the source of this 3229-nucleotide messenger RNA. The record is from the annotation of a GenBank genome assembly. Lineage: Eukaryota; Metazoa; Chordata; Lepidosauria; Squamata; Lacertidae.
UUCCCCUCACUCCAAACAAUUGUAUACAUUCCCUGCAUCCCCCAGGCAGCCGGAUUAUGAAAGAUAUUAUAACAACACCAGGGAUCCUAAAAAAACACAGGAAAACCACUUCUAUAAAGAGGGUGAGAAAGUGGCCUUGGCAGUAGCAACACAGACCUCUUUCUUAGUAUAAUAAUAAUAAUAAUAAUAAUAAUAAUAAUAAUAAUAAUAAUUUAUUUAUACCCCUGUAUCAGGAAGCUUUUAAUCUCUGAUGUAUUGUGUGUGUUUUAUAUUCUCCUGGAAGCCACCCAGAGUGACUGGGACAGCCCAGUCAGUUGGGAGGAUGCAAGUAUCAUCAUCACCAUCAUCGUCAUUAUCUCGAGGGGGCAGGGUCAGAGAAGGAAAUUUGCACAUUAUCCCCAGGGAGAGCUCAAUGAUUAGAAUGGUCUGAGUCCUCCUAUACUAGAAGCCUGGAACAGGUGAAUCUAUCUGCAGGAAAGAUGAGCUUUUGGUACUCUAGGAGCAUUUAGAAGUUGGUUGCUCUCAAAUGUAUAAGGAAUUGGGCUUAAGCUGAUUGGUAGUACACCCAAACCCCUGGAAGACAGACAGAUUUUUCUCCCAGCCUGAGCAUCCUAGGCAUGGGUGCCUGUUUCAUAACAGCCUUCCCUGUUUUAGUCAAAGCAUUCCACUCAGUUGUUAACCAAAGGGUCAUAAAACCCAAUUUACAAAGCACCGAAUCCUGAAGACUUCAUUAUGUUAAUGCACACUGUUCAGUAUUUCCUUGUUUUGUUAUUCCGUGGCUCCUUGAGGAGAAACAGCCAUGGCAGUGGCAGGCUUUGGGCUUUCAUAUUUCAGCGGUGCCGUGUGCGAUAACAAAAUUCAGCUCCCACUUGCCUCUUACCUCUAAGUCAUUGUUGCAGCACCCCUUGUGGUGACUUCUCAGCUUGGUGUCCAGUGUGGGCAAACCAGUUGCGCUCCUCUAAAUUUGCAUCUGCCAAAGGUUAUUUAUGUAUAUAACAACUGCGCCCCGUGUAAGAUAUGCAAAGUGAACCAUGGAAAGAGAAGAAGGGAAAUCACUGAUAUUUUAAGUAUGUGAAAUGUUGAUCUGAAAUUGUAAUACAGAAAAUUUAAUAAAAAUUAUAUUAAAAAAUAAAUAAAUUUGCAUCUGCCAUGAACCACAAUACCAAAAGCUGCAAAUUUUAUAUUGACUGCAACGUCUUGAACUCUGAAUAAAUUUCAUGGUUGAUAUCAAGAACUUAACUUUAUUUUCCUCUUUCCUUUCCUUGAUGAAUAGUUCCUGUCAUCACGUGCAUCGCAACCAGAUCACUCAUGCACAGAGCUUACCUGCCAGUAUAUCACAAAAACCUACAAAUAGGUGGACAUUCAACCUUCCAGGAGGCACAGAACUAUCAUCAGAGUAUUUUGCUUCAGUAGUCUGCUCUUGCUGCUCAACUUGAGAUCCAAGUCAAGUUUCAACAAUGAGUUUGCGCUGGCUGUUCAUGGUUGCCCUUCUGUUUUCUGAGAUGCUUCUGUCUUCUGCAGGUAAGACAUGCAUUGAAGUUAAAAACAUCCAGAAAGAAAUGACAGAAGAAUGAAAUGGGGCUGGAAGUCAUCCAGUGCCAUCAUGCCCAUGUUAUGUUCUAUGACUUUGCCCCCCUGCGGCCUGACAAAUUAUGAAUGGAAAGGGUGUUGAGUGUGAUGGAGAUGAAGGAGAUGCUGGCUUUGUUUACAAGCCACAGAGAAAGAGGAGGGAGGUGAAUGGAGGGCAAAGGAAAGAGAGGAGCAGAAAGAUAUCUCUAGGGAAGAGGGUAAGAAUGGACACUGUCCUAAAUUCUGCCCUAUGAUGAACAGGGGUCCUUAGGUCUAAAGGUUGGGACAAUGAGCAGCUUUAAGCCCUGUCCUCUGCUGCAAGGGGAAUCUGAGAAUGCUCUGAGCGUUGUAAUCACUGUGCCCCAUAGGAUGCUUUCUACUCACGCUGUCCCAUGUCCUCCAUCCAGGCCCAUAAGUUUAUGAGCAAGAACAGCCAAUGAGGCGUAUAGGGAAGAAUCCCAAGGACCUGACAGAGAGGCUCAGUGGACUAUACUGUCAGUUUGCAUUUCUUAGUGCAGGAAGUAUUGAUCUGAUAUGUAGAGAUCUUUCCUAUUCUACUUAAUUCAAGAGGGUUCUGGAAACCUCUGGAAGCUUCUCUGUGUGAAAGAAACAAGCAGAAGGUUCAUGAUGUUUGGGUUAUUCCUUCAGAGAAGCUGAGUACAGCUGGUUUGAACUGGCUAUAAAAGUAAGGCCAAAAGGAGCCUGGGUUUAACUCUUUCUAUCUCUUUUCCUUCUGGUGUGGUGUUCUAUACAUAGUUUAGACUUAUUAUAAGUUAUUGUAAGUUUAAGUUAAGUCUCCUGCAACUGGAUUUCUUAUGGAUGGUGCCAAUCCUGAAUUUAUUAGAUUUGUGACCAUUAUGCUCAUUUGCUUUCAGUAGCAGUAAAGCUCUGCUGGAUGAAAUAGAAUUGCCUCUGGUCUAUUUUUUGGGAAUCCUGCAAUGUGUUUAAGUUGUUAUUCUGCUAACUAUACGUUGGAAUCCCUUGUUAAUAUUUCCCCCAUCACCUCUUCAUAGCUGUCAACAUUUCCUGUUUUUUAAGGGAAAUUCCCUUAUUCCGAAUAGGAUUCCUCGCAAGAAAAGGGAAAAGUUGACAGCUAUGCCCCUCUUAUGAAAUCCAUUGCUAAGAGCAGUGUUUUUUUCUGGGGGGAUGCAGGGGUACGCAUACCCCUAAACAUUUAGUGAAUCUUUGUACUUUUGUCCCUUUACUGUAUUUAUUUUCCCCGAUUUGAACUAUAAAAUGGUGAUUUUCUUGAGUCAAAAUGAGAGUGCUCCCAAACAUUUAUAUAUAUAUAUAUCUAUAUCUAUAUAUAUAUAUAUAUAUAUAUGCACUGGCUAAUAGUAUUUCCAUUUCGGAGGGAGUUAUGGCUGAAGUCAUACAGCGAUUUAUAUUUAUUUCCUUCACCUCUCAUGCAAUUCUUCUUCUUUUGUAUAGGAAAGGAUUAUAUAAUUAAAGGUAAAGAAGCAUGUAUCAAGGAAGGAGGUCAUUGCGCUGGAGAAUUCUGUCCUUCAGGUCACACGGAAUUAAAGUUAUGCUACGACAAUGUACCUUGCUGCAUACCCUCUUAAGAGCAAGUCAGGAUGGAAUGGAAAUAAAAAGUCCACUUUAAUGUCUUCCUAAUUGUGCUGGCUGUGAAUGAAUGUGUCAUGGGAAUAUAUACUGA